AUGGCUGUGCAUAUAAUCAUUGGAGAAACUGCAGUGUUUUGUCUACAAUUAGCAACAAAAGAUUUUGAAAACCAAGAAAAAACAAUAUUAACUGGAGACUGUUGUUAUAUAAAUCCACUGGUGCGCAGAACCUUCAGAUUCCUUGGCAUUUAUGCAUUUGGACUGUUUGCAACAGAUAUCUUCGUAAAUGCUGGACAAGUAGUAACAGGGAAUCUUGCCCCACAUUUUCUUGCACUUUGUAAACCCAACUAUACAGCACUUGGAUGUAAACAGUACACACAAUUCGUCAGUGGGGCACAUGCCUGUACUGGAAACCCAGAUCUUAUAACGAAAGCCAGAAAAACAUUUCCAUCCAAAGAAGCAGCUCUAAGUGUAUAUGCAGCAAUGUAUCUGGCCAUGUAUAUUACCAACACAGUAAAAGCCAGAGGAACAAGACUUGCAAAACCUGUUCUGUGUUUGGGCUUAAUAUGUCUGGCCUUUCUUACUGGAAUCAACAGAGUAGCAGAGUAUCGAAAUCACUGGUCAGAUGUGAUAGCAGGAUUUCUAAUUGGAAUAUCUAUAGCAGUUUUUUUGGUUGUAUGUGUGGUAAAUAACUUUAGAGGAAGACAAACGGAACAUGAACAUUCACAUAUGGACAGUCUGGCUCAGAUGCCAAUGAUCAGCAUUCCACGAGUAGAAAGUCCUUUAGAAAAGAACCACAUCACGGCCUUUGCAGAAGUCACAUGAUGUUGAAGCAGACGUGUAUUCACUGCACUGGACAUCAUCUCUUUUCACAGUCCGCUCAUAAAAAUUGAAGUGUUGAAAAUAAGAGAGUAAAAAGUGUCUGGUUUGUAGCUUGAUUUCUUUUCACAUUAUUAGAACUACAUCAGCAUUUGAAGAAUGCUUCUUAAAUAUUUAAAGUUCACCUUACUUUUCAAUAGAAGCAUUACAUUAUUUUAUUUUGGGGGUGGGAAGGAAUCUAAGCACUAGUCACAUUUGUAUUUCAAUGCCCUCUAUUUUUGGCUAUUUAUCAUUUUUAAUUAUUCAUGUAUCUAUUCAGCAGUAUUUCAUAUUAUGAUUGAUUUGGUUUUUAAAAUCUAAGUUUUUAAUUCAGCAUGACAUUGUUUCCAUUCAGGCAGAUUUAAAUGUAGAAAAACUAUAACAAGAUUUACAUUCUGUACUAAGAUGCUGUUUGCACACUGUAUUAUGCUAUAUUUCAUGUAGGAUAUCAUUCAGACCGUAUGUUAUAUGUAAGAAUGGUGCUUCUGCUUUUGAAGAGGGAAAAAUGCCAAUUUUUACUGUAAUAAGUAUUGUAUCAUAAUUAAAAGUUUAUUUAUUUGGAUAUUUUCCUGACUUAAUUGUAGUUAAAUUGUUGUUUUUGUAGUUCCUGAUUGUUUUGGAUGAUGUACAUUGUAUCUAGGAUAAAAGAAGAGAGAAAACAUAGGAAUUUGGCUAUUGCUAUAUCUUUUAUUAUUAAUGAUAGGUUAAGGGCUCCAUUCUGAACUCCACCAUAUCUUAAUUGUUUUUCACAAUUAGCAUUAAGAAUAGAGAUAUCACUAAUCAUUGGAACUAAUUCACAUUUUGUCCCACCAUUUUUAUUGUGCAUCUCAGGGAGACCACUAGGCAUGAGAGAGAGUGA
Molecule: messenger RNA, 1618 nt
Organism: Gavialis gangeticus (Gharial)
Lineage: Eukaryota; Metazoa; Chordata; Crocodylia; Gavialidae
Gene: PLPPR5
Product: phospholipid phosphatase related 5
Exons: 6
Coding region: 1-726 (241 amino acids)
Biological process (GO): phospholipid metabolic process; phospholipid dephosphorylation; signal transduction
Molecular function (GO): phosphatidate phosphatase activity
Source: RefSeq, a predicted model, not a curated record